Molecule: messenger RNA, 486 nt
Organism: Emiliania huxleyi CCMP1516
Lineage: Eukaryota; Haptophyta; Isochrysidales; Noelaerhabdaceae
Product: thioredoxin
Exons: 3
Coding region: 1-486 (161 amino acids)
Source: RefSeq, a predicted model, not a curated record
AUGCCGCUCAUCUGCAUCGGCCCCGUCUGCGUCCCGAUCAGCGCGCUGCUGCCGAUUCUCGCGUACCUCGCGCGGCCGGUCUGGAGGCGGCUUCCGCCCCCGACGCAGCAGGCCAUCCUCGCGUACUGGAAGGCGUUUGCAGAGUGGACGCAGGCAAACGUGCCGGUCGUGGUCGACUUCACCGCCACGUGGUGCGGCCCGUGCCAGAGGAUCAAGCCCUUCUUCGAGGAGCUGGCGGCGGCGCACAAGGGGGCGCUCUUCGUAAAGGUUGACGUCGACGAGCUCGAGUCUGUCUCGCAGGCCGCCGAGGUGCUCGCGAUGCCGACCUUCCAGGUGUAUCGCGAGGGCCGGCGCGUCGACACCCUAGCCUCCCGACGCGGUGGUGUCGAAGCCACCCUCGAGUCUCUGAGCAGCCGGCCCUCGCCGAUGAUAGGCGCGCGAAUGGAAGCGCUCAAGGCGAUGGUCGAGUCUGCGGUCGGAGCGUGA